GCAAUUAGGAAAAAAAAAUCCCCAAAAUUGUGUGUAUUCGUUUACUGAGAGGUGGGAUCUUCCAGGCUUCUAUCGCAGGAGCCAAUUUGACUUUUGAGAAAGCCAAACGGAGAGAAGAGAAGAGAAGAGGAUGAAAAAUGGCGAGGAAAAAUCAAGCUUUUGUCUUGAUUGAUAGGGUAUUACAGAAUUUUCCAUCCUAAUUCCGCCUCCCUUUUCCCCUUCCUUUAUAAUGGCCUUGGUUGAGUUUCUGGGUAUUCCAGUGUAGAUCGAAUUCUUCAAUUCCCCCAACAAUGGAUUCUCCCUCCAAUGUUUCUCUUCAUUGCUGCUAGCCCUUUCCAGCUCCCCUCUCCCUCUUUAAUGGGUUGCAGAAAAUUUACUCUCUUGGCUUUCCCCAACCACUUUUUCGAAUCCAGCCCCUCUCCUCCUUCCGCUGCCGCCGCCGCCGUGCAGACGGCGGAGUUGUAACGAAUCGGCGACUUUUGAGAGCAGGGGGAAAAAAAAAAAAGAAGCAACCACGGAAGAGAAGGCAGAAGAAGAAUCGGCAAUGGAGGAAACGAAUUCCUCCUGGCUACGGCGGACGAAAUACUCCCACACGGUGUGCCAUCGCUUCGACAAGUCGCAGCUGGCGUCGUACCGUUUCGACGUCGAGCAAGAGCGGCAGCUGCGGGGGACGAGGUCGCUAAAUGGGUUAGCGUCUGCCGUGGAGAAAUCAAUAUCCGCUUUCGAUCAGAAGUUAGUUUCCAAGCCCAAUUGGGAUUCUAAUCGGCGGGGUUCUGUUUCUGGUUCUAUUUCGAUUUCACCCCCUUCCCCAAUUUCCCCUCCGGCGUCAAAUCGCCGGGUUUACUCCCAGAUUCAGCGCAAUCCGGUGAUGAACAAGCAGAGAUCUAUGUCGCCGGUGCCGCAGACUUCCGUCCCGGAGUCAUUCAAGGAAGCCAGGUCAGACAAGAGGCGGUAUUCGACCCCUCACCCUAGGCGGAGGAAGGAUCACCAGGAGAGUAAAGGAAUCAUGGGGAAAUUGUGGCACCACAGCCACAGCCACAAGCAGCAGCAGCAGCAAUCUCACGAACCUAAGGCAGUCGAAUCGAAAUCGGUGUUGAACAAGAGCGACAACGACAACGCUAGCCCAAUUCGCCACCUGAAUUCUGUCAAGGGUAAGCAAUCGGCAUGGACGAAGUUCUUUGACCACGCCGGAGGCAGAGUCAACGCGGUGGAAGCUGCAGAUGAGUUCAGCGUCGAUAUGUCGAAGCUUUUCUUAGGCCUGAAAUUCGCUCAUGGAGCUCAUAGCAGGUUGUACCAUGGGUUGUACAACGACGAGCCUGUUGCAGUGAAGAUUAUCAGAGAACCAGAUGAUGACGAAAAUGGAGCACUAGCAGUUCGAUUGAAGAGCCAGUUUGACAGGGAGGUUACCCUCUUGUCCAGGCUCCGCCAUCCUAAUGUCAUUAGGCAGUUUGUGGCAGCUUGCAAGAAGCCUCCAGUCUACUGUGUUAUAACCGAGUAUCUACCAGAGGGAUCGUUGAGGGCAUACUUGCACAAGCUAGAGGAGAAGUCUCUGGCUAUGGAGAAGCUAAUAGGUUUUGCAUUGGACAUAGCUCGAGGGAUGGAGUACAUUCACUCGCGUGGUGUAAUACAUCGUGAUCUAAAGCCGGAGAACAUUCUCAUCGACGAAGAUUUCCAUUUGAAGAUUGCUGAUUUCGGUAUAGCUUGUGAGGAAGCUUAUUGUGAUCUGCUGGUUGAUGACCCUGGUACAUAUAGAUGGAUGGCGCCCGAGAUGAUCAAGAAGAAAUCCUAUGGUCGGAAGGUCGAUGUUUAUGGUUUUGGGUUGAUGCUAUGGGAAAUGGUUGCGGGAACCAUUCCAUAUGAGGAGAUGAAUCCCAUUCAAGCUGCUUUUGCAGUGGUUAACAAGAAUAUGAGGCCAGUGAUUCCUACAAAUUGUCCUCCGGCUAUGAAAGCCUUGAUUGAGCAAUGCUGGAGCUUGCAGCCGGAGAAGAGGCCAGAGUUUUGGCAAGUCGUGAGGGUGUUGGAGCAAUUUCAGAUGUCGUUUUCUCGGUAUGGGAAUCUGAAUCUAGUUCAGAAUCCAAGUUGCCCUGAUCACAAGAAGGGACUUCUUCAUUGGAUUCAAAAGCUUGGCCCUGUGCAUCCUAAUAGUUCCCCCACCCCUAAACCCAAGUUCAUGUGAAUGGAAGAAUACUUUUCUCUCUAUUUAAAUGUCCCAACUAGUUUUUUUGGUAGUGGGUUCCUCCUUCUGGUCACUUGUAAUUAGAAAACAAAGGAGGGAAGAAGGAAAAAGAAAAUGAUAAUUUCUCUUUUUUCCUUUUCUCUAUUCCAUUUGUGCAAUCCACACUGAUAUGAGAAUUUGAAUGGAAAAAAUAGUCUUGCUUGGGUGUAUAGCUCAAAAGGUACAUUCUUUGCCCGUAUUUUAGAUUGUUUAGUCCUGUAUCUUAUUAAUUUAUUUCUAGUUGCGAGUUCUGUUAGAUUUUGUGAUUAUAUGAGAGAU
Molecule: messenger RNA, 2494 nt
Organism: Linum tenue
Lineage: Eukaryota; Viridiplantae; Streptophyta; Magnoliopsida; Malpighiales; Linaceae
Source: the annotation of a GenBank genome assembly